CCGGUGCGGCGGGAGUUGCAGGCGAGAGGUCUCCAUGGAGGCGCUUGGGGGAGCGCCUGUGGCCAUCGCGGUGGCCGUGGUGGCGGCGUCCGCCCUGCUGCUGCUGCUGCUCCGAGGGACGGCGCGGAGGCCGAGCGGCCCCGUCACGCUGCAGGACCCGCUCGCCAAGUACCCGCUGCGGCUGCUGGACAAGGAGGACAUCAGUCACGAUACUAAGAAAUUCCGAUUUGGGCUACCCUCAACAAGUCAUAUAUUAGGAUUACCUGUAGGCCAACAUGUUUACCUUUCUGCAAAAAUCGAUGGGAAUCUGGUGAUUCGAGCCUAUACCCCAGUUUCCAGUGACGAGACAAAAGGUUAUGUUGAUUUAAUUAUAAAGGUCUACCACAAAAAUGUGAACCCCAAGUUUCCAGAAGGCGGGAAGAUGUCCCAGUAUCUAGAUAACAUGAAGAUUGGAGAUACCAUUGAUUUCAGAGGGCCAAAUGGACUCCUGGUCUAUAAGGGGACAGGCACCUUUCUUAUCAAGCCUAAUAAGAAGUCUGAAGCAGAGAAAAAGUUUGCAAAGCACCUGGGAAUGAUAGCUGGAGGAACAGGAAUAACUCCUAUGUUGCAGCUGAUCCGUCAGAUCACGAAUGAUCCUAAGGACUCCACAAAAUGUUACCUCCUUUUUGCUAAUCAGACGGAAAAUGAUAUAUUGCUGAGAGCUGAGCUAGAAGACAUUGCCAAGAGGCAUCCUGAGCAGUUUGUGCUGUGGUACACACUGGACAGACCUCCAAAAGAUUGGAAGUACAGCUCUGGUUUUGUCACUGCAGACAUGCUGAAAGCCCACCUGCCUGCCCCCAGCAGUAAGACCCUCAUUCUCAUGUGUGGGCCACCACCAAUGAUUCAGUUUGCCUGUCAGCCCAACCUGGACAAGCUUGGCUAUCCCAAGAGCAGCACAUUUGCUUAUUAACAUUGAUGUCACCUGAUACCUUUUUUGGAAGUACUGCAUAUUUUUCUACAGGAACAGUUGAUGUGCAACUGUGCAGGAUUUAUGUGUGUGUGUUUUAACCCCUUGAUGUAAUUUCUGUGAUUUAUAACUUCAUCAUUACCUUGUGUGUGUUUUAAUGCUAAGAAGUUGAGAAAUCCUCUUGAAUUGUGUGGGAGUUCGCGUCUGGCCUCUGAAAUUAGUAUAAAAUAUUAAUUCCGAGGGGAAAAAAAAUUAAGGUGAGAGGUCAGCAAGUGAGAGGGGAACAUUCAGAAUUUAUUCAUAACAGUCAAAAACCUAAGCAUUUAUACCAGUGUUAUGCUAACUAGGAUUUCCUACUAUGUAUAUUUAAAAGAAGAAUCAAUUGUUUUGUGGAUUGACUAUUCACGGCCAAGUUAGCACAACACCACACUGAGUUGUAAAUACAGCAUUGAAAGAAAGAGGAACUGUUGUGUUUGGAAUAUCCCAGGGCUGCUGGAGCAGCUGUCCCAUUUGCAGUGCUGUAAAUAAGUCUGUUGGCUAAUUGACCUGACAAAAUAUUUCAAAUGCCUGUGGUACCUGAGCUGGUCACUAGUACUGACUGCACUGCCAGACUGGUACAUUUAAUACCUUAUAUUAAACAUUAAACAGUAGUAGUUUGCUGAUGCGUAGACUUCUCAUUCUAUUGAGUUUCCCCUUUUUUUGCAGUGAUUGAAAAGAACCUGCCUUGAUUUUACCACUGUGGACAAUCAAAUCAUGCGUUUGUCUUCUUAUGCCUGACCAUACAGUGCAAGGUCUGUCAUGAGACACUGGUCAAGUGAGGACCAGGAUAGAUCACCUGUAAAAUGCACCCCAGGUGCUCAAAAGAGCCCUUGCUGCUUCCUGUGGCCAGGCCUGGAGUUUCCCUCUUUGUUUGGGAGGGUUGUGGCUGGCAGGGACCUGCCCUCAGGCUAUAUCAGAGUCUAAAGCAACACCUGCAGCCAUCAGGGAGAGAGUAAUGCAAACCAGCCCUAUACAAAGUACUUUUCCUUACAAUUAAGGAGAUUUUUUGCCGGCAUUUAUCUGUUUACUAAGAGAACUUCUUAAUAGCUCACUAAUACAGGAGAUGCACAUGUAAAGAGAUACCACAAGGAAAUGCUGCUGUAAAGGUGACAGCUUCACCCCCAGCCCCUCAAAAAGCGAGAGGCCAUAUUUCCCUUUGAUGCAGUCCUGUCCAGCCCAGUACAACAGCAACAGAUUUAUUUUGUCAGGUGUUUUAAAUAAAUCAAUCUUUGUUUUAUUCUGGUACUUUCCUGGUAGUCUCAGAGUUACAAUUUCCUCCUGCAAUUGUUUUUGCCUUAGGGAAAGAUUUGUGAACGUGGCAGCUCAUCAUCCUAAUGAAAGCAAGGGCUCGGGUGGACAGUAUUAUGUUCCAUUCUUCCCAUCCUACAUCUUCUCAUCCUGACUUCGACAAAAAGAGGGCAGGACAGGUGCCAAUGAAAGGGAGAGUUUGAAAUCUUUCUGGGGCCCAGUCUGGCAGGACCAGUGGAGGGGUGAGUGAGCCUUACUGCUGAAUUCCAGGUAGCUCUGAUUAACCCCCAUGAUACAAUUAUGUAUUAAUGAUUCCUGCACUACAAGUUAAUUAUAAAAAUAAAAAAUUACAACAGGUCUUUCACUAAGAGUACAUCAACACAGCACGUAAAAGACAACCCAAUAAAAGGAAAAAACGUUGCCAGUCUUGGGUUUCCAGACUCUGGGUAUGAGUCCCACUCCUCUCCCAACACCGUUUCCUAUUACACAAUGUGGGAAUACAGCACAGAGGAGAGUUACCUGGAACAUGUGGCUGCACUGACAAUAGGAAAUGCUACAUGGGAGGUGGCAGUGGCAGGAAAGAGAUAAAGCUUUCCUGCUGCACGGCAUCCAGCUGCUCCUGGCCACUUCUGCAGGCAUGAGGUAUGAGUCGUGUUCUUGGUCAUGCUGAAGCGUCAUCUCCAGUCUUCAAAGGUCGGUGUUAAAAACCUGCUGUCAUUCAGCAUUUCAUCCUGGCUCAGCAGCGUCUGAAAGAACAAGAUGGGAGGACUGAGUGUGUUUGGUGAGGGGCCUGUGCUCCCAGAGACCCAGCUGCAGUGAGAUCAGGCUCACAACACAAGGUGAGCACCACACACCAUCAAAAUGAAUUUCUACAAUACAGCUUUAAAUAACUUUUUUGCUUGAGGAAAUUCUUAGAGAUUUUGUGUCUGGCAUGCAACUCAAUGAUAUUUCAUAACUCUUCAUUAUGUCUUCUGGUCACUUAUUUUUAUUUUUUAAUAAAUUAGCUUCUGUGGAAUGAAGAAGCAAAAGUGAGGUGUUUUGUUUCGCACCGUUUUAGCUCACAUAAAUUUUCAAAAGUCUGUACCUCAUUCCUAGCUGCCGUGACAGGUGGUGGUUACCUGCAAAAUCUUUGAAGAAUUGUUUUCCUUUAAGUUUUCAUUUUGUCAAAGAGAGCAGAGUUCAUGAAAACUAGAGAGGCCUAAUUUCUAGAGCAAUUUAAAAGCAGGGGGUUUUUCUGACUGGAUGUUCCACCAGGCUGUCAAGAGAUACUUAACAAGAGCAGAGACCCACUUAUCUUCACUACCACCAGCAAUGACUGACUUUCGCUGAGUUUUAGCAGAACACAUUUGUGACUUUGGAACAAGAGAGGAAUGAGUACUUACCGUGAGGUGGGUUAUGCCUUGGGAAAGAGCCCCUAUUUGCAUUACUGUGCCUUCUGAAUGUUCCAUCUGUAAAAGCAGUCAGCAACUAGUUCAAAUGAGACAGCAUGUGCAAUUUUAUUCACUCUACAUGCAUCUUUGGGAGGGAUCUAUGCCCGGACAAAGGAAUUUGAGGUAAGUUUAAAAGCUCCUUAACAAAAAUGCCUCUGUGCUACAAGGUAUGCCAAAAUGCAUUUAAUUGCAGGAAGAGUGGAUCCUGAUUAAGAGAGAUUGAUUCCAUGAAACUUGGUCUCUAAUUCACAGAAAAAAAAAGAAAAAGCUUAACUGAUACUACCAAUGAAAAGUAAUAUUUUUCCGAAUGAUCUAACACUACUUGUAUUUCUGGUAUGCUUCUUUCACAGGCAAGAAGUCCUUGAUACAGUCCUACCUCUUUUUACAUAGAAAUGUCACCAGUUCUGGGCAUUGGGAUUUCCUGCAUGGGCAACAUGCUCAGAAGUCAUGCUUAAUAGACAGACCAUGCUCCUAGAGAAAAAUCCAGUCUUUCUGUCAUGCUUGAAUAACUGCACAAUUGCAAGUUCUUGGCUCAAAGUUAACGCAUCCCCUCACAACUCUUAGCUGAGCAAGCGGACAGCCACGCUCACAGUCAGGGUUUGAUUUUCUCCCUGUUGAGGAGCAGUACAUUGAAAAAGACAACGGUCAGCCAGUGAACACAAAUAAGAUGUUAGAUGCACUAAACCAUGCAAAUGAAAAAAAUUAUCUUCACAGUUAGUCUUUUCACUGCUGGGACUAUUCUCUUAGGAGGCUUAAAUUGUUUUUAUGUCACUGGAGAAAGGCCAGUUCACUCCAGCUGCCUCUGGCUGGCUCUUGUGUGUUGCCAAAGUUCACACAAGGCUCCAGGAGUGCUCCAUUUUUCAGGGUUUACAUCCCUUUACACAACAGCAAAGUUGAAAUAAAAUUUCAUGGGUUUUAGUCUUCAUCAUUUCUCUGUAUGCCGUCCUAGGCAGUUUCAUUCACAAGUUCACAACUACAUUACAAAAGUGAAUUAACUGUUGGUUUAUUAAUAAUUUGUUCAUUGCUGAUGCAUUGUCUUCACAUAUAUUGUCUAAGCAGAACUACUCCCCACUGUACACCAUGAAAGAAAAAAUUCAGUUGGGUUCUCUGAUUACUGUCUGUUAAAAAAUACAAUCCAGUUGUACUUUAAUAUAACUUGACAGCUUUGUGUAAGUCUCUCCAAAUGAAAUUACUGCAAUAAAAACCACCCACAAAGAUAAUGAAAAAAA
Molecule: messenger RNA, 4892 nt
Organism: Hirundo rustica (Barn swallow)
Lineage: Eukaryota; Metazoa; Chordata; Aves; Passeriformes; Hirundinidae
Product: NADH-cytochrome b5 reductase 2
Exons: 9
Coding region: 35-949 (304 amino acids)
Cellular component (GO): mitochondrion
Molecular function (GO): oxidoreductase activity; FAD binding
Source: RefSeq, a predicted model, not a curated record